Molecule: messenger RNA, 1961 nt
Organism: Fopius arisanus
Lineage: Eukaryota; Metazoa; Arthropoda; Insecta; Hymenoptera; Braconidae
Gene: l(2)37Cd
Product: general transcription factor IIIC subunit l(2)37Cd
Exons: 6
Coding region: 92-1912 (606 amino acids)
Biological process (GO): transcription initiation at RNA polymerase III promoter
Cellular component (GO): transcription factor TFIIIC complex
Molecular function (GO): RNA polymerase III type 2 promoter sequence-specific DNA binding; RNA polymerase III type 1 promoter sequence-specific DNA binding
Source: RefSeq, a predicted model, not a curated record
AACCUCGAAUAAAGUUUGAAAUACUCUCUGAUGGAGAAACUGAGGUAAUUACGGAUUUAGAGGUGAUUUUUAAUCGUUUCGAGGAGAUAGAAUGGAAGGAGAAUCAAGUGAUUGCUCGGUGACGUGUGAUAAUGAUCCCACGGACAAGGAUUUUGAAAUGAAUGAGUUUAAAACCCAAAGUGGAGAGUCUGAUGAUGACAACAGUCAACACGAAAAGGUGGAGGGAGAGAAUGCCGAGGAAGACGACGAGGAGAACGAAACAGUUUAUCCCGGAGGGCACAAAUUAAAUAAAAAAUAUACCUGCAUUCGGUAUCCUGGGAAUGUUAUUAAUGUAGACAAGGCUAUGGAGACACUUGGAGGGCUCUCGGGUAUUUCCACCGCAGUGACAACAUCGAACCGACGCCUGGAGCUUCGAUUCCGUCCUUCAGAUGGGUUUUGUAAGCCAGCCUGUGGGGAUCGCCACCAGGUUUCAGGUUUUCUCCUGAGAAUUCGCGUGAAAAAAUCAAGAGUUGAUAAUGUAACGGGGGAAAAUCAGGAGAAAGCUUCUCAAGCCUGGAGAAACCACGCAUCAGCGAUGCCCAAGGACAUCACGAGGCUCGAGGAUUCAAUUGAAGACAUCACAAAGGACCUUCGGAGCUCCUCCAUUGAUCCCGGAGAAUCCAAUCCUAGAAAUAACUGUAGGAUUGAUAAAUCCAAAUACGAGGAUCUCUCUGGGAACCAAAAUUACCGUCUCCCGAAGCUGAAGAUUAUGGGGAGAGUGGAUACAGAGUUCAGGUUCACCAGUCUCUGUGACUUUCAGUACCUGCCAGUAGCCAGAAGUACGAGGGAUUCUGGAAGGAACGAGUCUAUCUAUGAGAGCAUUCAUCCUGUAGGAAUUCCUCCGUACAAGUGGUUGGAGAAGAAAGUUCCUUAUUUUUUUCCACCGGCUGCUUUCAGCAGAAUGGACAACGUUCAGCAGUUACCAUUGAAGGCUGAGACCAAAGAACCUGGGCAAGAAAAUAUCAUUGGAAAAACGAGAAAGCGUCGAGCGGGUCUAGCCAACUUCAUUCACUUCGUGACCGCAACAAUUCCUACGCACCCUCCCAAAGGUAUCGAGAUAGCGAUGAAGGUGAAGUUUCUGAACGACAAUCACCUGGAGACGAUGAGAGCCCUCUUCGAGGAGAGGCCGAUUUGGUCGAGGAAUGCAAUUCUCUACAAAACUAAUUACACAAAUGAACAAUUAAAAAUUCUGCUGCCAUCGUACGCGUACUAUUUUCUUAGUGGACCUUGGAGGAUCAUGUGGAUUAAAUUGGGAUACGAUCCGAGGAAAGAUCCCACUGCGAGAAAAUAUCAGACCCUGGAUUAUCGACUCAAGUCAAUGCACGGGCUCGAGCAGAAUAUCAAGGGUAAAAAACGCAAUAUGAGCUACAGUCUGCCUUACAAAGCUGCUAAUCCUGCUAGACCCAAGCCUGCUGUCCUGGGGACUAUGGAGCUGGAGGAGGAAGUGGCCAAGGAAGAGACCAAGAACGAUAAUGUUUACAUUUACCGUGAGGGAACUAUCCCACCGUCGAGGCAGAUGUUUUAUCAGUACUGCGAUGUUUACUGCGAAGAAAUACAGGCUAUGCUAAAUAAACUACCAGACCCAUCACCAGGUAGCAAAUGUCAUGAGAAAAGAGGAUGGCUUCCAAGUGGAUUUGGGGACCAGUGCAGGGAGAUAAUAAAUCGACAAGUGAAAACUCUUCUGAGAAAGAAAAUGAACAUUCCUGAAGACCAUCCAACAACUCUUCCCAGAAAACGAAGAAGCAGAUUGAGCAUGAAACUACCUUUCAGCAGAGGCGAUAAACGACGAAAAUUGGUGGCGAGCAAGACAAUAGAAAAGAAACGAUCCAGCAAUUCCUCAAAUGAAUCUGACCCAGACUGGCAAGACACUUGAUCAACGAAGCCACCAAUAAACAUUCGACACAUUCAAUUAAUAUAUUAUU